Molecule: messenger RNA, 3733 nt
Organism: Oncorhynchus tshawytscha (Chinook salmon)
Lineage: Eukaryota; Metazoa; Chordata; Actinopteri; Salmoniformes; Salmonidae
Product: neuromedin-U receptor 2-like
Exons: 2
Coding region: 1555-2862 (435 amino acids)
Biological process (GO): G protein-coupled receptor signaling pathway
Cellular component (GO): plasma membrane
Molecular function (GO): neuromedin U receptor activity
Source: RefSeq, a predicted model, not a curated record
AUGCGCUACGUGCGUCAGCCCUCUGCUUCAGGUACCUAAAGGAGCAAUUUUCACAGGCGCAGUUUCUUGCAGCGGAUAACUCCUCUCAUCUCCUUUCACCACCUUCUGCUAUUCUUUAAAAACAUGUCCAGACUUUUUGAAGAAGGAGCACAUUUUCUUUUGUCCUUCGACGUGUUAAAAUGAUGAGCAAGUGCAAUCUCUGGCAGCUGUGAACAGGAAUCGAAGGUGUGUUCAAAUUCUACUGAUCUACACAAAUGUCUCAAAUGACAUUAUACAAUAGUAGUCUAAAACAAACUUGGUUGCUUUUUCUGAACAUACAAUUAAGAAGUGUUAAUUCUAAGUAAGUGCAAGAAGUAAGCGAUAAAGGAUACACAUGUAUAUUUUUGUAUGUCCACGUGCUUUAGUUCUGAACAUUUAAAUUUCAUGAAAUUGACUGAAUGUUGUUUUAUCCCAUGUGUUGCUUUUAUGCUCAGUUCAGAUUUUCUGUCAGUUUGGAGUUGAAGUUUAAUUUCUUGAACAGGCAGGCAGCCUAUGUGGGUACAGUAUGUUGGGUUUGGAUGUAUUCUUUAUGAAUUGAUUUUAUGCACUUAAAUCAGGAUCCUGCUGCAGUCUGUAAAAUAGGCUGAACUGUUUAGGAGAGUGCUGGGUAGCAGUCAUGUGAAAAUGCCUUUCCAGUUUUAUGCACAGUCUGUUCAGUUUCAUUCGUGUGCAUAGAUAAUUAUGCUACUGGCACCAAAGAUUAACAUAUUGGAACACAGGUAAGCUCCAAAGCUCAUUUUCACACCCUCUAGCUCUGUAUCCCUGCCUUCUGCUCCUAUAGAGUAAGAUGAGACACCCACUGCAGAGAAACUAACAGGCCUAAUGAAACAUUCAUGUCUCAGCUCUGAAAUGUAUGAAGUGAUAGAGACAUCUAUUACUGUAGCAACAGCACAUAAUUUUGCUGCAAUACAAAAUUAUUUCAUUUUUACAUUAGACUUGAUUUUACCAAGCAUUUAGAAUGUGUUUAUCACACAGUGCUAAGUGCUGCUGAAGACUUGGUUAUUGCAGGAAUCAUUUUUUAUUUGAAUUAGCUAACCUCAUUCAAAUAAUUGUCUUUGCACAGAACAGAUGACUGAAAAAUGGGAAUCAUAAUAUGUGGUAAAUAAUUGCACAAACAUGCGGCUACACAAGAUUUACUACAGUAUUCAUGUUAUAUACACUGGUGAAACUACCACCAUACUAUCACUGUAAGAGGCAAAGUGUGCAUUUGUGAUGUACUGUAAAUUCAUAAUUCCCAGUUACAACUAGUGGAAUCUGAUCAGCCCUUUAGUCAAGACUUAAUUGUGCAAAACAUAUAUCUCUUGUGAGACUUUACUGAGCUGUGUCAGUCACCAUAUGAGAGCUUUUACAUCAUCUUAUGUAGAAUCAGGAUGCUGUAAUACAAAAUUGUGUUGCUGUGGUACUCUUUAGGUGUUGUAUUUCUCUCUGUAUGGAAUUUCUCUCAGAGCAAUGAUGUGCAGACAUCUCCAGUGAUCCUGUUCCUCUCUACUCCCACUUACAAGCCCCUACUGUGAAAUGGAGAAGUACUGCCUGGACUCUCGUUCCAACAUCUCAGAACAGCACGGCAUGUUCUGUAACAUCACAUUGCUAAACGUCACAGGAAAUGACUCUGGGACCAAAUCCAUCGAGGACCUCCUACUGGAAUUUCUAGGGCCGAAACGCUCUCCCGUCUUCCUCCCUAUCACCCUGGUUUACCUGCUCAUCUUCUUUUUUGGUGUGUCUGGCAACCUUCUCACAUGCGCAGUGAUAUCCAAACACAAGAAGAUGCGUACCACCACCAACCUGUUCCUGUUCAGCCUGGCUGUGUCGGACCUCUUGGUGCUCCUCUUUGGGAUGCCCCUGGAGAUCUACGACAUGUGGCAGAACUACCCCUUCCCUUUCGGCGAGGGAGUCUGCUACUUCAAGAUCUUCCUCCUUGAGACCGUCUGCUUCGCUUCCAUCCUAAAUGUGACAGUGCUGAGUGCGGAGAGGUACAUCGCCGUGGUCCAUCCACUAAAAAUACGCUAUGUCUCCACCAACAAGCAUGCCAAGCAUGUCAUCAGUGCCGUAUGGGUGGUGUCCCUGGUCUGUGCCAUCCCCAACACCUCCCUGCAUGGCAUCUACUACUUGAAUCUCCCGGAGAAGGUGGCAGAGUCAGCCAUAUGCAGUUUGAUAGGGGCCCCGUGGAUCUAUAACCUGGUGAUCCUGAUCACCACUGCGUGCUUCUACAUUGUGCCCAUGACGGUGAUGAGCGGUCUGUACCUGGUGAUGGGCAUCCAGCUGGGCAGGGAGCGACACCUUUCCCAGGGAACGAUGAGGAAGAACUGUAGCACCAACACCAACUGGAGAAUCCACGUAGAGCGAGGGCGUAGGAGACAAGCCACCAAGAUGCUUGCUGUGGUCGUGCUGGUGUUUUCCAUCUGCUGGGCGCCUUUCCAUAUCGACCGGCUCUUGUGGAGCUGCAUCAUGCAGUGGUCUGUCUGGACAGACCUCAACCAAACUGUGUACCAGUGUGUGCACCUCCUUUCCGGCAUCCUCUUCUACCUCAGCUCUGCAGUCAACCCCGUUAUCUACAACAUGCUCUCCACACGCUUUCGGGAAUGCUUCUGGGAUCUUAUCUGCACACAUACGAAAGACACCGCCUCUAGAAAAGACUGCCCACCCUUCGCCAAAAUCCUGCUGGUUCCCUCUGGCCCAGUUCCUAAAUCCCAGGCCAGUCCCAGGGACCAGAACUCCCUCACUCCCCUGUUAUCUCCAAUUGGGACUGGGAGCACAGAGAUCACAACGCUGACAUGUGAACAUUCCUGUGUGGUAGACUCUGACUUCACUGCUACUGCUUUUUAAUCAUAUUUAAUAUUUAAUGUGGUAGUAGAUAUGAUGCCCUGUGUCAGGCUGUGGAUUUGACUAAUGAGCAGAUGAUGCAUUGUGCACAGCUGGAUGAUCAUUAUUUCAUGAGGUGAUCUGUGGACUCAAUUGUGAUCUGUUAUUAAAGCAACAUAAAUCCUCAUAGCAGACAGAUGUAUCCAAAAACAACCGAUUUAGGGGUAUGUAAAUGAGAGACUUGGUUGCACUUGAUAAUUCACUCCAGUGAUUGAUUAUCCCAUAUGAUUGGUCUUCUCAUAUUGAUCUGUGUGAUAUAUGGACUAUGUGAACUGCAGUUACAGUAUUUAUCAUCCUUGUGUUUCAUAACCACCUAUUCCAACCCGUAAUUUAUUGAGUGUAUGUCAAAACUUCCCCAUUUCUCCUUGUCAAAGACAUUGAAUGUACGUAUGUAGCACUGCUGUCCUUUGACCUAGACAUUUUAUGUAAAUAUACUGUAAAUCAAUUCAUAAUUAUUGCCUUUCUGUGAAAACAGCAAAACAUGAAUGAAUUGCUUGAUGAGUAUUUCAUGAAUUGUUUACAAUGUCUGCAACAGAAUGUGUAUUACAUUGAGAAUGUAUCGUAUGAGUCUCUUGGAGACCCUAACAACAACAACAGCAACAACAACGGUAGUCUGUUCGACCAUCAAUGUGUAAGUGGCAGUAGUAUAAUGGGAACCACGAUGAGGCUUCUACAAAAGUUGAUCCUGAUUUCACAGCAAGUUGUUCCUGAUUUCCCUGCUGCCCCACAUCUGGGCCAAGACUGUGUUCUUGUAGAGUGUCAAUAAUGCAGAGAAUCCAUCAUAAGAGACAAUUACAGAACUUAGACCAUUUGAUUAAAGAUUCCUAGAAGCCUC